AUGGCUCGGCUCAUCGACAGAGACAACGGUGUGCGCACGAGACCGAUGCGGGUCAUUUGUGUCGGCAUGUGCAGAACGGGCACGCUCGGCCUGUACUGGGCCCUUAACGCGCUGGGCUAUCGGACAUACCACUCAGUCGAGGCCCUGAAGGAUGGCGAGCGAGGCAUGAAACUCAUGCGGGAGUCGUACGUCGCCAAGUAUGAAGAGGGGAAACCCUACGGCCGGAACGAGUUCGACAAGUGGUACGGCGAGUUUGACGCCGUUUGCGAUGUUCCCGCCGCUUGGUUCGUCGACGAGCUGUACGCCGCCUACCCCGACGCCAAGUUCAUCCUGACCGACCGCGAUCCCGAUUCGUGGCUAAGAUCGAUGCACAAUACCGCCUUCGCCUGCGUCAAGUCGCCAAUGAUACGAGUUCUCGGCUGGCUCGACUGGAAGCUCAUGAAACCUUUCUGGGACAUUUCCGUGAACCUUACCAACCAUUGGUGUGGCCAGCCGGAUGACUCCAAGUCCAGGCGUCUUUACUGCGAGCAUGUCGAGCAUGUAAAGGCCACCAUCCCACCCGAGCAGCUGUUAUACCUGAGAUUGGAGGACGGCAUCACUUGGGAGAAGAUAUGCCCAUUCUUGGGCCUUCCCAUCCCGGACAAACCAAUGCCCGAUGGAGCAAAGAACGGUCCUAUUUUCUUCCAUCAGAUAGCCCAAGACUUCUUCAACCGGGCAAUUCUUGGCAUGGUGAAACGCUGGCUCGUCUACUCGUCCGUCCCCAUGGUCGCGGCAGGAGCCUGGUACGUCCAUCGCCAGCCUGGAGCGUUAUGGCUACCAUGGUAG
Molecule: messenger RNA, 825 nt
Organism: Diplodia corticola
Lineage: Eukaryota; Fungi; Ascomycota; Dothideomycetes; Botryosphaeriales; Botryosphaeriaceae
Product: nad dependent epimerase
Exons: 3
Coding region: 1-825 (274 amino acids)
Source: RefSeq, a predicted model, not a curated record